Messenger RNA from Lactuca saligna, 681 nucleotides. NCBI's taxonomy places the organism in Eukaryota, Viridiplantae, Streptophyta, Magnoliopsida, Asterales, Asteraceae. The record is from the annotation of a GenBank genome assembly.
AUGGAGAAUUUCUCAUCAUAUGAUGAAGACGACGGAGACACGGAUGAAGACAAUGAUGAAGAAUAUAUAUCUGAUACGGUCCCGAUGGACGAUAAUGAUGUGGGCCUAGAGGAAGGGGAGUUCAGAAUCCCGGAGGUUGAUAUAGUCAAAGAAUCCAUCGAUGCAACAAAUGAAGACGAUCAAGGAAAUGGAAACGACAUUCAUGGGGAUUGCCAAAAGUCAAGCAUAGGCAUGGAGGUGCAUGAUGAUGCACUUUUCAUUGGCGAAUGGUCGAGGCGUAACAUCGCUAAUCUGGCUCGAAUAUUGAGGCCUUUGAUGAUGAAAGUUAACAUUGAUCCUAAGGAGAUUGUAUCAUGGAACUCGGAUAGUAGAUGUUGGGAAUCGGAAUUUAUGAUUGAUAAUAGAUUCUCUGUGAGUUUGAUAAGGGAUUGCUUUGAAAUGGCGGGACAUAUUGUAUAUGACAGACCUUUUGACUGGAACAAAAUGAUCCCAUUCAAAAUUCUAUGUUUCAUAUGGAGAGCGAAACAGGGCAGAAUCCCUUCUGCAGUUGAACUUAAAUCCAGGGGGAUUACUAUCCCCUCUACUAUGUGUAUUUCAUGUAAGCAAGAGGAGGAGACUAGUGAUCAUAUGUUGAUCACAUGCCAAUCGGUGAGGACCGUGAUGAAUAAAAUCCUUAACUAG